Carassius gibelio (silver crucian carp) is the source of this 3912-nucleotide messenger RNA. RefSeq names its product CMP-N-acetylneuraminate-beta-galactosamide-alpha-2,3-sialyltransferase 2. NCBI's taxonomy places the organism in Eukaryota, Metazoa, Chordata, Actinopteri, Cypriniformes, Cyprinidae. Gene Ontology annotation, molecular function: beta-galactoside (CMP) alpha-2,3-sialyltransferase activity. The record is from RefSeq and is a predicted model, not a curated record. The transcript has 7 exons. The coding region runs from base 558 to 1604 and encodes 348 amino acids.
CGCGCGCGCACACACACACACAGAGUAAAAGAGACAGAGAGCGAGAGAGAGAAAGAGACCCAGGACGUAGACAUUAUUUAUCUUCAGUGCCAUACGGAGUUCUGCGUGUUUAGUCACCACACUCGAGCUAAGAACAAGUUGGAAUAAGGAGCUUUGGCAGCAGUGGGUGCUGCUUUAAUAUAAAUGCAGUUGUACAGACGGGAAGUGGAGCUCCAUCGCCUCUGACUCAUUUCCUUCACUGUAUUGAAAACUGAGAAACAGCAUGUUUGUCUCUUUUUAGCGUGUGCCACUGUAAAAGCCUUGUACUUUGGCUUAUGCAAAAUCAUGAAGAAAUGGACAGCUAGAACAAAGCCAUGAUGGACAAUCCUGGAUUGAAAAUCCUGUCAUUUUCCACCUCCGAUGCCAUUUUGUUUUGUAAAGCAACUUAUAAUAGACCAUAAAACCCACAAUCCAUUUGGCAGGAACAAGCCAAGCCAGAAGUGAAUUCCUGUUACUGCGGUGGUUCCUUUAAAUCUUUCCUCUGGAAAAUCCACCCCGAGGUUUAGUCUGCCUUAACCAUGAUGUUGAGAAGAAAACUGUACUUAGGUGCUCUGAUAGGUGCUAUUCUGUUUUUAUUGAUAGCUGCGCACACCAUUCAGAAGGCCAGUGUUGUGCCCAUCACAGCUUUACCCACAGCUUUACCCAGGGAUGUCAGGAUACCAAUGGAGAACAAGACACCAUUACAAACAGUUAUCACAGAUUCAAGACGAGUCGUUCCAGGUCGUUCCUGUAACUGUUCUCACAACUGUAUAGCAGACAAAGGUGUGUCGGAGUGGUUUGACCAACGCUAUGAUCAUAAACAGCAACCUUACCUCACCGGCAGGAAUGAUGACAUAGAUCCACUUUCUCUGAAGUGGUGGCUGUCUUUGCAGUCAUCUGAUGGAAUGAUCAAGGACGUCACCCAGAAGAUGUUUAAGAUAAUUCCCCCUCCACCUGAGGACAAAAUGCCAUGGCAGAGACCGUGCCGGACGUGUGCAGUUGUUGGAAACUCAGGGAAUCUGCUGAGGUCCAAAUACGGAGCCUUGAUAGAUUCCCACUCAUUUGUUAUUAGAAUGAAUAAGGCCGUGACUGUGGGUUUUGAAGAGGAUGUUGGUAACCGAACCACCCACCACUUCAUGUACCCAGAGAGUGCGAUCGAUCUGAGACCUGAUGUCCAUCUCGUCCUUCUUCCCUUCAAACUGAAAGACAUGCAGUGGUUAUCCAGCGCUCUUUCCACCGGAGAGAUCAAAAUGACGUACAUGAGAGUGAAAAAUCGUGUGGAAGCUGACAAAGACAAGGUGAUAGUUGUAAAUCCAGCCUUCUUUAAGUACACACAUGAUAAAUGGACAGAGCGUCAUGGAAGGUACCCAUCCACCGGGAUAGUAGCCAUAAUGUUUGCUCUACAUCUCUGUGAUGAGGUGUCAGUGUUUGGAUAUGGGGCAGACAAGCAAGGAAAUUGGCACCACUAUUGGGAGUACAACAGAUAUGCUGGUGCCUUUCGAAAGACGGGCGUCCAUAACGCAGACUUCGAGACUGAGAUCAUUCAGAGGCUCAACAAAGAGGGCAAAAUCAAACUGCACAGAUGAGCCUGGCCUUUAUUACAUGUGGCCUUUAUUGACUUGGUACAGCUCAAAUCCAUGCAGAUGCAGGGCCAGGAUGCACAGCAGCUGUAUAAAAGCCAAAGAGACGCAGAUCUGUGAUUCGCCGUACCAUUAAUUGACCACUGUGAGCUGCACUGAACCAAACCCAUAGACAUCAAGCUGUAGUCUUAAGACCAAAUGAACUCUUCCUGUUCUCUCACAGCAUUUAACUUGCUACGUGCCUGAAGAAAAAGACGGAUGUUGCCCCCCCCCCCCAACUUUGAAGAAGAUGAACAGUAAGCAAAACAGCAUGAUCUGAGCCUCCUUGUGUACUUCCUUUUUAUUGUAACUGUUCUGUCUAUCCUCUCACAGUGUCUACACUGCAGGUUUGCAACAUGACAAAACUAGUUUCAUGCAAAAUCAAAAAAGCUGUGUACACUGCAAGAAAGAUGUUGAUCCGCAGCGGGUACUCGCUUGCAGACAGUUUUCACUGUGUUAAAGCCUUAAAGUCAACACCAAGCUGUUCUUUUUUUAGUUCAAAAUAAUUUUAUGAGAAAAGGGGUGGGGCUUGAAUUUAUCAUUGGUAGUUGGUGUUAAAAACCAGAUGAGACCAUGUGGUACUUGGUUGGAGACCAAGACUUUUUAUUUUUAAAUAUAUUUUUAAAGUCAUACAGUUUCGGAACGGAAUGAGGGUGAGAAAUGGACGACAGUAAUUUAUUUUUGGGUGAACUAAAGUACCCAUGGUCCGUUUAAAUUUCAUGUUUACUUCAACCUGCAGUGCAUUAAAUCUUUUUAGAUGAGAAGCUUGAAAAUAGCAAAUAACAAUAGACAUGUUUUUAAAAGUCAUAAAUUAGUUGAAUAGUAUUAAGACAUUCACAAAUGUUGUUUUAGAUUUCACCUCGGACAAUUAUGGAGAUGCUCUGACAUUGUUCAAGUCACCACACAUUUCGUGUGUUUAUUUUGAAAUGACUUUUCUCACCUCAAAGUUCUGUCCUAAUUUAACCAAAACACUUGCUGGAAGAUAUAUUUGUCACAUAGAGUUGAGAAAUCACAUUGUAGAUUUCAGAGAGUGUGUUGUUUGCUAUGGUGAGCGUUGUUAAUAUCAUUAUAAACCUCUAGACCAAAGCCGUCCUUAUAGUGUUCUCAGUGGUCUUAAAAUGACUCUGUGAACUCGUUAAACAGCCUGUCUUGUGAUUAACAGUUCUGGAUAAUGAACAUGCUGUAUUUCAUAUCAUACAUCUUUGGUCCAUUAUCAUUCUUUUCCUGAAUUACAAUCGAUCUCUGUUUUGUUUUUUUGUUUUUAUAUAGUUGAAAAUACUAGUGGUAGAUGAUAUGUCCCAAACCCCCCCCCAUCGGUUCUAGUUUGCAUUAUUGUGAACUGAAUUAAGGUCUGUGACCAGAUUGAAACAUGAGUUAUAAUUUCAAUGUUUGUUGCCAGCUGUUAUCAAGCUGCCAUUUGUUCUGUGACUUUGUUCUCAAAUGUAUUUUGGCUUUGCAUUCUUUGCUUCAUGUCAAUCAGUGGCUUUCACAGUUUACAGAGUUUGUAUGAAGAGGAGAUAAUAUGAACACUCAAAUCAAGAUAUCAUUAUGGAAGAAUUAUAGUUUGGACAACAUUUGGAAAGAAACCGAUAUUGAAGUGUGUUUUAAAAAUCUAUUCAGAAACAGAACCAAAGCAUAAACAAUACAAAAAUGUAUUAAAUUCAAAAGUCACAGGACCGUAUAAAAAAAAUGGUAUUGCCGCAUAAAUUAAAAAUACAGAAAAACAUACAAGCCUAUUUUUGAAUCAGUUACACAAUACAUAAAUAUCUCACAAUGCCCUAGUAUUUCAUUCAGGUUCUGUCAAAAAACACAAUUUAAACUUGUAAUACAUGACGGUUUAUAUUUAUGGUCCUCUAAUGCAAAAAGAGAUCCAGCUCACCAGUUAAAAUGGAGUAUUUAUUCCAUCUCCCCGCUGGAAAGAUGAUUUCAGAGGAGUCCAAGAUGUUGAGCGGUGAUGUCAAGAAAAACUGUGGCCAAAUGACUUUUUAUGGUUUUGUUUACAAGUCAUAUUUAACAUGUUUCCACACAUUUAAUAUUCCCUGGGUGUGACAUGAUUUAAAAAAAAUGUCUUCUGCCACAAGUAGUUCUCACUCGAAGCACUUUAAGAGGUUAGCUCAUAUUCAAAGCCCAUCUAGCUGAAUGGGAUGGCUUGAUCUCAUUGUACUGGCCAAAUUGUGUGGCGCGUGCACAUCUUUGUAAGCUUCUAAGUUCAUGAUGUUUUGUGUGAACCUGUGAUUAAUCUGUGGUCUGUUUUCAAUUAAACCACUUAACCAUU